UCAAAAUCUUUCUGGAAAAGGCCUUCAUCUCUCAGUGUUCUCCGACUGUUAAUCCUUUAGUGUCAGCCAUGGGAAGAGCUCCAUGCUGUGACAAAGCAAAUGUGAAGAGAGGCCCUUGGUCUCCUGAAGAAGAUGCCACUCUCAAAAACUACCUUCAGACCCAUGGCACCGGUGGCAACUGGAUCGCUUUGCCCCUUAAAGCCGGUCUAAAGAGAUGUGGCAAGAGCUGCCGGUUGCGGUGGCUUAAUUAUCUCAGACCAGACAUCAAACAUGGAGGUUUUACUGAAGAAGAAGACAACGUUAUAUUCACUCUCUAUAGUCAAAUGGGAAGCAGGUGGUCUCUGAUAGCGUCGCAACUCCCCGGAAGAACCGAUAACGACGUGAAGAACUACUGGAACACCAGGUUGAAAAAGAAGUUACUCGCCGGGAAAUUAUCGAGCUUUAAUAUCGACAACAAUGGCGGUCUUAUGAUCAGUGCUGCUAAAAAACCAGAGGCUGCUGCUGCUUCGUUGCCUUAUUAUUCAACCCCACUGCCGAUUUUAUCUGAUGUCGGCUAUGGAUUCUCUGUCAGUAGCAGUAGCGGUACCUCACAAAGCCUGCCUUUGGACCAAGUCAUGCGGUUUUCUCUGUCACCCUCGUGUCCAAUUCUGCACAUCAGUCACAACAACGUCGUCGUCGUCUCAUCCCAAGAAGGAUCCGCCGUGUCGGAUUCCGCUGGUAACGGAUAUGUAGAAGAUUCGAGCGGUAUUCUGGUCGAUGAUCAUCAUCACCACCACCAGCAACAACAACAAUUUAACUUCGACUUCCCUUACGAGUUCAUCAAUGGCGAGAUCGGUGUUCCGAGUUUAGUUGAUUUCUCUCACGCUGAGUCGCUGACAUAAAGGCUACUCAGGGACUGAGUCAAAGCGUUGUUAACCGAUACUGAACGUGGAAUCGUUUGAACAACAAAAGGAAGUAGAAGAAGAAGAAGGUGGUUUCUUUUUAUGAUGUGGACAUUAGGGUUUAUGUAGAUAAACAAAAUAUAUUAUAUUAACCUCCGAUGUGGAUUCAAGUCAAGUAAGUGUAGCUUUAAAUUAAUCUCUGAUGUUGAUGUUUUAUGGUCAAUUAGUCUUUAAAUAUGUCUGGUUCUCUGAA
Hibiscus syriacus is the source of this 1134-nucleotide messenger RNA. RefSeq names its product transcription factor RAX2-like. The record is from RefSeq and is a predicted model, not a curated record. The transcript has 3 exons. Lineage: Eukaryota; Viridiplantae; Streptophyta; Magnoliopsida; Malvales; Malvaceae. The coding region runs from base 69 to 881 and encodes 270 amino acids.